Molecule: messenger RNA, 967 nt
Organism: Lates calcarifer (barramundi perch)
Lineage: Eukaryota; Metazoa; Chordata; Actinopteri; Centropomidae
Gene: ifi30a
Product: IFI30 lysosomal thiol reductase a
Exons: 7
Coding region: 96-863 (255 amino acids)
Cellular component (GO): lysosome
Molecular function (GO): oxidoreductase activity, acting on a sulfur group of donors, disulfide as acceptor
Source: RefSeq, a predicted model, not a curated record
AAAGCUCGAUACAGUAGGUUGUAAGUCAGUGGUGUUUUCGCUGCCAGGUUUGUGUCUUAGUGUUAAAUUAAAUAAGUCCUGUGCUGCCGCUCAAGAUGAAGGCUGCUCUGCUGCUGAUUUUGACUGUUUGGUUAAACAGUCAGUACGGGGACUGUGCUCUCUCUUCAUGCCCCUAUCCUCCAUCAAAGUGGUGCUCAUCUCUGGACUCAGCUAUCCAGUGCGGGGUUUUGAAGGAGUGCCUCAUGUCUAACUUCACCAGGUCCCAUCAGAGAGGAGAUUCAGUCAAAGUGGGCCUUUACUAUGAGAGUCUGUGUCCUGGCUGCAGACAGUUUCUCUCUUUGAUGCUCUUCCCCACCUGGCUCUUGCUGGGUGACAUCAUGACUGUUAAUCUGGUGCCUUUCGGAAAUGCAGUGGAGAAAGAGCAAGGGCAGAAGUAUAUUUUCGAGUGCCAGCAUGGAGAACAGGAAUGUCUGGGCAACAUGAUUGAGACCUGUAUAAUGAACAUGACGGAUCUCGCUUUCCCGAUCAUCUUCUGUAUGGAGUCUUCAUCUGAUAUCCUCAAGUCAGCCAAAACCUGUACAGAAAUCUACAGCCCUGACUUGAGCUGGGACAACGUCAUGACUUGUGUGAAGGGUGAUGUGGGAAACAAGCUGAUGCAUCAGAACGCCUUGGAAACCAAAGCCCUGAACCCUCCACACCAGUAUGUGCCCUGGGUGACGAUUAAUGGGGAGCACACAGAGGACUUGCAGAAUAAAGCCAUGUCUUCUCUCUUCUCUCUGGUCUGCAGCAUGUACAAGGGUCCCAAGCCUGAGGCCUGUGGAGGGGAGCAGAAACACUACAAAAGCUACUGCCCCAAUAAGUGAAGGAGCAACACUGCACUUGCCUUUUAUGCUUGCUCUGUUCCAGGUGUGGCCACUACAUAAGCAACACUGAAGAGUGUCAUUAAAUAUAUUUUUUUAGUCUGUGA